AUGCCAUUUGGGGAGAUCAAGAUCAUGCUGCAUGAUGUGUAUCAUAUUCUAGGGCUCCGUGUCGACGGUUCCAUGGUUUCCACUACUCCUAGCACGGACGUUUUACGGGACGUGUGCUCGAUUACCUUGGAUAUGACUGCGGAAAAGCUGAAUGAGAAGUGCGGUACUAAAACCGUAUGGCAGGGUAGUGGGGUGCUGACUGAGAGGAUAGUGGAGUCGACCUUGGAGGCACAGAGGCCCUUCAGUUUCCAUUACAGGGCGUACCUGUGGUUAGUUCUUGGCGGAUGUUUGUUUCUGGACAAGAGUGGAAACCAUACUCAUCCUUCCUUCCUUAACGAGGUUUUUGUUGAGGAUGGUCAGAUUAGUGACUACUCCUGGGGUUCUGCUGUGCUAGCAUACAUGUACCGGCAGUUGGGUACAGUGUCACGAAAAGAUGCUGAUUCUAUCGCCGGCUGUCUUACGCUUCUGCAGGCAUGGAUCUACGAGUACUUCCCGUGUUUUAGGCCUCAGCAGGGGACCUUGACCAGAGAGCUUACUGUUUCGCGUGCGUCCGCUUGGGAUGUCGGAUUGGGGUGCCCCAACAAGAGCAUGGAGCGCCUCCUCGCUUUUCGUGCUAGGUUGGAUCAUCUGACUGACAAUGAGGUGAACUGA
Chenopodium quinoa (quinoa) is the source of this 651-nucleotide messenger RNA. Its product is annotated as protein MAIN-LIKE 1-like. The transcript has a single exon. NCBI's taxonomy places the organism in Eukaryota, Viridiplantae, Streptophyta, Magnoliopsida, Caryophyllales, Amaranthaceae. Bases 1 to 651 code for a protein of 216 amino acids. The record is from RefSeq and is a predicted model, not a curated record. Gene Ontology annotation, biological process: meristem development; meristem maintenance.